AAACAUAAACCAGCACAGAAAAAAUGGAGUAAAUGCCUAAAAUAUAACUCCAAAGGUAUUUGGAAACUAGCACUAAAAGAGCGAGAGUUGAUUCCAAUCCCAUCAAGCAGGAGUGCACAGCCAGCAUCCUGGCCAUGGCCAAUCUGGAGCGGAGGAAUGCUAUCAAGCUGGACAGUGUAUAGUGUGCCCUGGUGGGUGAGAUCAUCAGGCACUUGGAGCAGCAGGGGUUCCAUCUCAUGGCCAUGAAGCUCCUACAGGCCUCUGAGGAACUCCUGAAGCAGCACUCCAUUGACCUGAAGGACCACCCAUUCUUCCCAGGGCUGCUGAAGCCCAUGAGCUGCAGGCCAGUUGUGGUUAUGGUCUGGGUGGGACUGACUGUGGAGAAAACAAAGCAAGUGAUGCCUGGGGAGACCAACUCAGCAGAUUCUAAGCCAGGCACCAACCGGGACUUUUGGAUUCAAGUUGGCAAGAGCAACAUUCAUAGCAGCAAUUCAAUAGAAAGUACAGAGAAAGAAAUCAGCCUGUGGUUUAAACCUGAAGAACUGGUUGACUACAAGUCUUGUGCUUUUGACUGUAUCUAUGAAUAAAAUGUGACCAAAGCAGCAGUCCCCUUUUUCACUAUUUGAUGUGUCCCUAGACAUAGCUCUUCA
Mustela lutreola (European mink) is the source of this 650-nucleotide messenger RNA. RefSeq names its product nucleoside diphosphate kinase B-like. The record is from RefSeq and is a predicted model, not a curated record. Gene Ontology annotation, biological process: UTP biosynthetic process; CTP biosynthetic process; regulation of apoptotic process. Gene Ontology annotation, molecular function: nucleoside diphosphate kinase activity. NCBI's taxonomy places the organism in Eukaryota, Metazoa, Chordata, Mammalia, Carnivora, Mustelidae.